Molecule: messenger RNA, 2164 nt
Organism: Lepidothrix coronata (blue-crowned manakin)
Lineage: Eukaryota; Metazoa; Chordata; Aves; Passeriformes; Pipridae
Gene: BBOX1
Product: gamma-butyrobetaine hydroxylase 1
Exons: 9
Coding region: 611-1936 (441 amino acids)
Biological process (GO): carnitine biosynthetic process
Cellular component (GO): mitochondrion
Molecular function (GO): gamma-butyrobetaine dioxygenase activity; iron ion binding
Source: RefSeq, a predicted model, not a curated record
ACACCAUCCAUGGACAGCUUUUCUUUCCUUACAGCAUGCUGGAAAUGGGCAGAGCCAUCAGACAGGGAUUUCUUCUUGUUCACAUGGUAGCUAGGGGCUUGCAGGUGCUACUUGAGGAAUACUUUGGCCUAGCUUUAUGUGUUCUGGGAAAGAGGAGUGUCAGCACCAGGCUGGCUGCCUUUGUCAUUCCAGCAGGAGCUGUUGGUUACCCUCUUCCUCCUGGCUGAUUUGGAGCAUUGGAGGCUGGUGAUCCCUGGGACAGUCAGAGAGGCAAGAUGUUGUGUCUUACAUGACGCAGGUAUUAAACUGACCACAGAAACAAAAGACAGCCAAGAUGAUGGAUCACAUUGAAAGGAUUUUUGAAUAGAUGGGUCUGAGUACACCCUUUGUAAGCAACAGAUGAUGAAUGUCCCUGAAGGUCUAAGUCUGAGAGCACCAACGCAUGUCAAGCCCUGAACUUUAAUUUGUUUUUCUAACACAUGGACAUCACCCAGAGCUUUCCCAUCAGCUGCUGUCUGUUUCAGGGAUUAAAUCUCUCCUCGACGUUUUUCCCCACUGCUGCAUAGACGCCUUUUUAAAGGAACAUAACCUGUUUCGUAACAAGCCCCAAAUGUGGAGGGCGGUGGUUAACGCCCUGUCGAGGGCCAAAGUCCCCGGAGGCCAAGCAUUCCGCCCGCUGCCGGCGCAGGAGGGCCGGAGCCUGCUCCCUGGGGGCACCCACUGCUGCCAGGGUGCCGUGCCGGGGCUCCACACCGCCCAGCAGCUCAGCAUGAGCCCGGGAAUACAGAAGGUGGAAGCUUUGGACGCGGGCCAUUUUGUCCGUGUGGAGUGGGACGAUGGAAGUGAGAGCCGCUACCCCUGCGUCUGGCUGAGGGACAACUGCCAGUGUCCCCUCUGCUUCCUGCCCUCCGCCGGAGCGCGCAGGCUGCUCUUCGAGGACCUGGAUGUGAACAUCGUGGCGAAGGAGGUGGCUCUGGCAGAUAGAAAAAAGAUCUCCAUCACGUGGCCUGAUGAACACGCAAGCGAAUACGAAGCUGAGUGGUUGAAAAAACGAUGCUUCUCUGAAGAAGCCAGAGCAGAAAUGCAAGCAGAUUUAUUUUUACCAGAACGCCAGUACUGGGGCUCAGACCUUCAACUUCCCAAAAUACCUUUUGAAGAAAUCAUGUACAAUGAUGAAAGUGCAUACAAGUGGCUGUGCACCCUAAAGAAAGUAGGAAUUGUUCUACUGACAGGAGCUGCUACAAGGCAGGGAGAAUUGAUUAAACUUGGCCACAGGAUUGGGUUCCUGCGCCUCACUUUUUAUGGGCCAACUUGGCAAGUGCAAGACAAAGCAGAUGCUAACAAUGUAGCUUAUACAACUGGGAAACUGUGUUUUCACACUGAUUACCCUGUUCUGCAUCAUCCACCUGGGGUCCAGUUUCUCCACUGUAUAAAGCAAACAGCUACAGGAGGUGAAAGUGAGGUUGUAGAUGGAUUCCACGUAUCCAACAAGCUGAAGAAACAAAAUCCUGAGGCAUAUCAGAUCCUGUCCUCUACUGCUGUAGACUACACCGAUGUUGGGGUGGACUUCUGUGAUUUUGCUGUGCACUGUAAACAAAGGAUUAUAGACAUAGAUUCCAGAGGCCAAGCAGUUCGCAUCAAUUAUAAUAAUGCAACAAGAGACGCCGUGUUUGACAUACCAGCUGAAAAAGUGAGGCCAUUUUAUGCAGCUCUAAAGGAAUUUAAUGAUUUAUUAAACAGUGCAGAACACAAGUUUACUUACAAGCUGAAACCAGGAGACAUAGUGACGUUCGAUAACUGGCGCGUGCUUCACGGUCGCCAGAGCUACCCCUCGGGUUCAGGAGUGACACGUCACCUGGAAGGUGCCUAUGCAGACUGGGAUGUGGUCCUGUCACGGCUCCGGCUCCUCAGGAAGAGGGUCCUGAAGAGGGACUGAGUUUUCUUCGGACUGGAAGGAGCGAAACGUGGAUUGUCUAACCUCGAUGACAACGACACCGGAAUCAAAAAAUGGAGUCUUCUUUUCAGAAACUAACGUCGCUUUUGACAAGGGCUUGUCAUUGAACAAGGGGAAUGGCUUUAAACUGACAGAGGGGACAUUUUGAUUAGAUAUUAGGAAGAAAUUCUUUACUGUGAGAGUGCUGAGGCCCUGGAACAGGUUGCCCAG